Messenger RNA from Harmonia axyridis, 2325 nucleotides. RefSeq names its product cysteine-rich with EGF-like domain protein 2. The record is from RefSeq and is a predicted model, not a curated record. Gene Ontology annotation, molecular function: calcium ion binding. Lineage: Eukaryota; Metazoa; Arthropoda; Insecta; Coleoptera; Coccinellidae. The transcript has 2 exons. Bases 123 to 1151 code for a protein of 342 amino acids.
AAACUGCGCAGGUCCGUACCGUAUCGAUUCAAAAUACACCCUGCUCUCUCUCGUCCCGUCCUCUCCCAAAACAAAGCUUUAAUUGACGUCCGUCGUUCCGUCAUGCCAAACAGCUAACAACCAUGAAUCGCCUACUCUUGAAACUACUAGCAAUAUCGGCUGUAGCCUCAGCCGGCAAAGAAUCCCUCUACAAAAAACAAUUUCCUCCUUGUAAGUCGUGCAAGGUGUUCGUCGACAGCUUCAACAAGAACCAGAAGGCCAAGACGCCUGAGAAGCUCUGUCUGGAUGUGGUGGAAGGUAGGGACCAGUGUCUCUCCUUCGCUGAGCAACACUCAGAGGCUUUGAACCGGUGGUGGUCGGAGGAGAAGCAGAAAGAACAACCUUCCGACGUGUUCCGCCACUUCUGCAUCGAAGAGGUUAAGUUGUGCUGCCCGGAGAACCAUUACGGACCGGACUGCGUGCAAUGUGAAGGUUACCCCGACGACGUGUGUCACAACAACGGCAAGUGCAAAGGGGCUGGCACCAGGAAGGGAAAUGGUGGUUGUCAUUGCGACGAAGGUUAUGGGGGUGACAGGUGUGACAGUUGCUUAUCAGGAUACUUCGUGGCGUAUCAGGACGACAAAAAACUGCUGUGCACCGGCUGCCACCCAGCAUGCAAAGGUCCCUGCAACGGUCCAGGCCCCGAAGGGUGCGAAGUCUGCAAAACCGGCUGGCUCACCGACAAGGACAAGGGCUGCCUGGACGUCAACGAGUGCGCCGCUCCCAAACCGCCCUGCCGCAUCGACCAGUUCUGCGUCAACAACGAGGGCUCCUUCAAGUGUCUAGCAUGCGACCCGUCCUGUCACUCUUGCACCGGCGACGGUCCGGACAUGUGCAACCGGUGCGCCAAGGGUUUCGUGCUCAACGACGGCAUGUGCGUCGACGCGGAACGCGAGAGUAGACUGCGUCACGUGUACGUCACGCGGUAUCUGACGUAUCUCGGGCUGUGCGUGGCCACGUGCAUCAUCUUCAACAAGAACACCGUGCUGGCCGCUAUCAUUGGCAUCGUGGUGGCCGUCUACAUAUCGACGUCGGAAUACGUGCUGAACACCAAUCCGACGCCGAAGACGGACGGACUGGCGCAGAGGAUAAUGAACAAGAUCACGAGCUGAGCCUAGUGACGUUUUGGUGAUCGGCGAGGACAACAGAUGGCGCGGACGGUCGCGUGACUUUGUACAGGCAGUGACGUGAAAGGCGGUCCCGUUUUUCUAUUGGUAGGAAGUCCAGCAUGCUCCGCCUAUUGUCAAAUUGUUUGAGGUUAGGGUAACGUUUAUGUUAGGUCCAGUUCUAUAAUCCAUGCGAAAAGGCUCCUUUUGGUAGAGACCUAUUCAUUAGAAUGUCACCUUAGAAGGGAGUUUCAAAGUGGCUUCCUUUUAUGCGUAACUGACAAGUUUUCUAGGGUUGGCUAUUAUGAGAACUAGUGAUUUAUUGCUUGCAUCUGGUAAUAUUUCAUAGAAAUUGAAAUUUUGAUGGACUUUAAUUUCGAUAAUGGAACUGGCCUUUAACAAGAGAAUACAAAGAAUUAGUUUUGAAAGCUACAAAAGAUCAAUUGAAAAAUUCAUGAAAUGGAAGUUCAAUAUGAUGUAUAAUAUUUGGCACUAUAAAAAAAAUAGACUUUUAUAUUGACAUCCUCAUCAUUAGACUUCUUAGAUUAAUUAAAACUUUUAAGUUUUAAUUAAUCGAGUUUUCGAAGCUUUUAAGAGCAUUGUACAUUUAACGACAUACUUUUUUUGUCAGUUAGAUUAUCGUUCUAAGAAGCAAACUAAAGUUUGCUGUACAUUUUGACAAAAAACGUACUUGAACCACAAUUCAAACAUUUUGACAUAUUUAGGACCCCUUGUCGCCACUGUGUCUAUUUAGUAAUUGCACGUAAUGUGAUCUUCGUUUUUUAUUUCGGUUUUUUAUAGAAUAACAGAAUUAAACGUAUUAGUGUCAGCUAAUAAGAGGACGAAUACACCUAUUUUCUAUGAGUGUGAGUUUAGUAUUAUAAUAAUAUAUGAAAAACUAUAUACUAACCUUUUUUUAUAUAAUUGUAUUUAGAAUUAUUAUAUAUUAUUAUUAUCAAUUAUUAGUCUUGAAAUUUGAGUGUUCAACAUUCCUUAGUGAAGAAAUGUUGUCCAUUGGAUUCGGAUUUCGCGACUAACACAGUGGUCACUCAAACUUUUCAGGAGCUCAGUGACAUCAUCAGAAAUUUGAUAGCAAUGUAUAAAACCCUGGUAUUAGAACCAAUUUUGUUUAGCUUCUUCUGUGUUGAAUUAAAAUUUUUCAAAAAAGCAAUACCUACUA